This is a messenger RNA of Suillus paluster, 567 nucleotides long. RefSeq lists its product as uncharacterized. Lineage: Eukaryota; Fungi; Basidiomycota; Agaricomycetes; Boletales; Suillaceae. Bases 95 to 415 code for a protein of 106 amino acids. The record is from RefSeq and is a predicted model, not a curated record. The transcript has a single exon.
CUCAACUGAUGCUAUUUGCAGCUAACCAAGUUGAACCGCAGGGACCAUUUGCAACGCUACUCCAUCGUGCAAACAACGGCAUCGGGGGGACGUCAUGCAGUAUUGCAGGUCAGUUAUGUUUGUUACCGUAUCAGUUUCUUGCGCAGAUUUAUUGUGGUUUGCGGCUAGCAAAACAUUCGACAUCGUAAGUUGGACCAAGUAUGUCAUUGAUUAUUGUAUUGUUAGGUUCCAUUUCUCUUCACUAAACAGAGCCGAACGUUGUGAGCAUAGGCUGCCUAAUCGGACCCGACCAGUCACGGAGCCGAUGAAGAAUAACUAUUAUGCCAUUCAUGGUUCAUUCCCAGCAUGUUUUCAGAACAUAAAAAGCCAGCCGUCAGACUGCCGUCUUCCCUACCACGCACUACCUCAGAGUUAAUCGAGAACCUGUCUGACAGAUCCCACAUCUCCUCGUACAUCUAAUGCGUUUCUCCUUUCUCGCCAUCGUGACUGCUUUGACAGCAUCUAUGUCUGUCAGUGCGACACCAGCUGUUUUCAGCAGGGAUUCGCAAUGCGCUGAGGUUGGCGGCA